UGUUUAAUACAGUUCUAAAAUUAAAUAAGGAAAUUAAAUUAAUACGCCAAAAAAUAUAUAUUAAACAUAAAAUUCAGGAAAAACUUAUAAAAAUGUCAGACUUAGUUAAGUUAAUAAUUAAAAUUUAUAAAAUUAAAUAGGAAAUAGUUCAUUCUUAUCUUAAAUAAAAAAAAAAACAGAUAAUUAAGACUUAAAUAGAAAUUCUUAUUAAGAAAUACUCAAACAUGAAUCUAAUAAUAUAUUUUAAAGUUUUAAUUCUGAGAAUAAAAAUAAAACAUAAAAUAUAAAUAGAAUAUCUUAUUGGAAUAAAGCUUUAUUAAUUUAAGAUGAAAAAAUAAAUUAUGCCAAUAAUGAUACUUAAAUAUUGAAUACCUAACUAGAUUUACAAAAUUAAAUUGUAAUUUUUCAAGACACAAUAAGAACAAGAUGCACUUUAUUAAAUUAAAAUUUAUAGAAAAAAUUGGAAUUAUUCUUAACGUUUUAUUGCAAAAACGAAGAUAUCGAUUUUAAUAGUUUAUAAUGCUUUUUUUCAGCAUUUACUUUAUUAUUGAAAUAUCAUGACCCUAAUUUACAUAAUAUACUAUCUAAAAAUGAUAUAGUACCUGAAAUAUAUGCAUAUCCAUGGUUUAUUACUUUAUUUGCAAGAUGCCUCAUAAUUACCCUAAGCAUUAUCAAAUUUGAAAAUUUAAAAUAUCAAAGAACUAAAAGAAAUAUAUAAAGUUAAUUCUAAAAAGAGUGGAAGUUCAUCUAUAUUUGA
Ichthyophthirius multifiliis is the source of this 757-nucleotide messenger RNA. Its product is annotated as TBC domain protein. NCBI's taxonomy places the organism in Eukaryota, Ciliophora, Oligohymenophorea, Hymenostomatida. The annotation marks the transcript as partial. The record is from RefSeq and is a predicted model, not a curated record. The transcript has 7 exons.